Messenger RNA from Drosophila obscura, 903 nucleotides. Its product is annotated as protein FAM9A-like. The transcript is spliced from 3 exons. Lineage: Eukaryota; Metazoa; Arthropoda; Insecta; Diptera; Drosophilidae. The coding region runs from base 1 to 903 and encodes 300 amino acids. The record is from RefSeq and is a predicted model, not a curated record.
AUGACAGCAGCCCCCAACACAAAGACAUCGCAGACGAAGACGACCCGGGCAAAGGAGCCACCACCCACGCGAGCAGCACCACCCAACGCCUUCACCGGGGAAUACCCCACCCAGAAUGCCGAUCCCGGAGGCAUCCCAUCCCACGUGGCCCUGCACCAGCUACCAGAGCUCGCCGAAGGCCCGUCCACCUCCCGCGUGGCUCUACGACGGCUCGCAAUAGCCGGCGACACCACUGUGGCAGCCAGCCAGGAAGGACGACCCGACGAACCUAUCGGGGAGCUGCAGCUCCUAAGACGGGAAAACGCGGUUCUCCGUAGUCAGCUGAAGCGCCUGCGACAGCGGGAACAGCAGCGACGACCCACUACGGGAACACUAAACGCAGAGCCCCGAACCCACCAGCGGCUGAAGUCCCCCCACCAACACUGGCAGUGGACACUGUCGACGCCCCGGACAGAGCCAGCGACGGCCCCCAGCGCCACGAAUGCCUGGAUCGAGGCCGCCAAGGCGUUCCAGGCCGCCCGAGCAGCUAAGGCGGAGCAGAGUGAGAAGAAAGAGCAGAGCGGGGAGGAGGUACUGAGCGAGGAGGAGCUGAGCGAGGAGGAACAGAGUGAGGAGGAGGGACUAGGCGAAACCGAAACUCCGGCCGACAGCGGGAAUAGGUCGGAAACCUUGGACGAGACCGACAGUGAGGUCCCCAGUCCAUUUCCCAGCCGAGGUGACGAUGAUAGCACGGAGGAGUACCCGCGGACGGAGUCGGGCAUCGACGAUGGGCGAGACACGCCACCUCCAGAACCACGGGCAGCUAUGCCGGGGCAAGCCACACCAUCCCCAGAGAACGGUAUUGACACCCAGCCGGACGACGACGAUCUCUCGCUAGGGCUAUCCGCCCCCGAGGCGCAGUAA